AUGGUGGGCUACACUAUCAACACCAACGGACAGGAAAUCGGGUUCGUGGCAAUGGCCUCAGUUGAAAUUCCCGAGUGUCCAGAGCUUUCGGAGUCUCUGAAACUGACGCGGGUGCGGAUGAAGCGCACGAUGCUGGUCAUCCCAGCUGCUGACACCCCGAAGGCGACCUCGGAGGUCUUUGCCAUGGGCGCCACUGAGGCAAACAUGUCGUCAAUUAUCGCUCACGCGCAGUACCGAUUAAACAUGGCCGUCCUCAACGAUAUUUCGCUGGUGAUCGACUCGCAGAACAUCGCGACCCAAACGUUGGCCCUCCGCAAGAACUGGGUGCCGGACGCAAGCCGCCCCUCGUGCAGCAUUUGCAGUCGCAAGUUCCACUUCAUGUUUCGGCGGCGGCACCACUGCCGGUUGUGUGGCGACAUCGUCUGCAAGACCUGCUACGUUACUCGCGCCGUCCCUGGCGCGGACAUUGAGAUCGAGUCCGGUAGCAAGCCAGCAGAAAUUUGCCAGACGAAGUUCUGCGUGCGCUGUGUCAUGGGCCUCCGUUCGAUCGACAAACGGCUAGACAAGUUUUCACAGCAAAUAUCCAAGAUGUUGUCGCUGAACAUGGACAAUCUGAACAUUCCGACGACUGCGGUAGCGCAGCAUCAAGUGGAGUCGAACCAACACGAUCCCGCUGUCUCGUGUACCAGUGAGAAAGACACUCAUGAAGAGGAUGAAAUGGAUCAUAUCCCGGGGGCGAAGUACCUCGAUCCUACUGAGGUCGACAGCGACGACGAUGACGACGAUACUGAUAGCACUAACAGUCGAGGCACCGACAUUUCAUACGAAGUUGGCGAAUGCAAGUAUCUGCAGCCAUCGCUGCCGACACAUUCGACCUCGCACAACAAGCUGCCCGGACUUUCGCAACUUAACCGUCACAGCUCCGCCGUCAGUCUCGGUAGCGAGCCCGACAUCUUCGAGGAGAAGGUGAUACUCAACAUGGACAAGCUCAGCCGAAUCGUCGCGAUUUAA
This is a messenger RNA of Phytophthora sojae, 1011 nucleotides long. RefSeq lists its product as hypothetical. The coding region runs from base 1 to 1011 and encodes 336 amino acids. Gene Ontology annotation, molecular function: metal ion binding. The record is from RefSeq and is a predicted model, not a curated record. The transcript has a single exon. NCBI's taxonomy places the organism in Eukaryota, Oomycota, Peronosporomycetes, Peronosporales, Peronosporaceae.